Hydra vulgaris (swiftwater hydra) is the source of this 708-nucleotide messenger RNA. RefSeq lists its product as uncharacterized. The record is from RefSeq and is a predicted model, not a curated record. Lineage: Eukaryota; Metazoa; Cnidaria; Hydrozoa; Anthoathecata; Hydridae.
AUGAAGUUGCGACUUGGGCUCCUAAAUAAAGAUAUUGCUUUUCGUUUUAGUGUCUGUGAAAGUGUAAUAUCCAGAGUUUUGAGAAAUUGGCUGCCAAACCUAGCAACUUAUUUACAACCGUUAAUAAAAUGGCCUAAUAAAUGUGUAAUAAGAAGUAACCUGCCAGAGUGUUUUAAAAAGAAAUUUAGAGACUGUGUGUGUAUAAUUGACUGCUAUGAGAUUUUUAUUGAGAGACCAUCAAAUCUAACAACUCGAGCUCAAUCAUGGUCAAAUUACAAACACAACAAUACAAUUAAACAUUUAAUAGGAAUCAGUCCAACAGGUGCAAUUACUUUCUUGUCUGGUGGUUGGGGAGGCAGAGUUUCAGACAAAGAGCUAACAAAUCAAUCGGGCUUUCUCAAAUAUAUAUAUUUUGGAGAUUGCAUUUUAGCAGAUAGGGGAUUCCUAAUUAAAGAUGAGCUUGCAAAGAAAGGAGCAAACCUUUACAUUCCAGCAUUUUUAAAAGGAAAACAACAGUUAAGUCCGCAAGAAGUUGGAACUUCAAGACAACUGUCAAAUGUAAGAAUACAUGUUGAACGCAUUAUUGGCAGAGUAAAACAAUUUAGAAUUUUACAAACCACUGUUCCAAUUAAACAAAUAGAUCUUUUAGAUGAUAUAAUGGUCGUGAUAUCAGCCCUUGUUAAUUUAAAGAAAAGUAUUAUCAAGUAA